AUGACCAAGGGCUCCAACUCGAGGGUGGCUCAGGCCAUGGCCCUGGCUUCAGCCGCCGCGGCAGGCUCUGCCUUCUCGAUGAUGGCGGCUCCUGAAGGGUCGCAGUCGCGCAUCGUGGCCCGGGCAUCGGGACCGAGCCCGCUUUCCGCACCAAGCAGCAGUGGUGUCGCCGGUGUGGCGGGCCUAGUGGGCACAGGCUUGGUGGCCAGCGCUGCCCUCAGCCGCUCAGUCAAGCCUCGUGGUGGCAAGAAGAACCUGGUGUCCAUGGCAGCUCGUGGUGGCGAGAGCUAUGACGCUCUGGUGAAGGACCUAGAGACCCUCGUCAAGGAGAAGGAGUGCGGACCGAUCCUGGUGCGCCUGUCCUGGCACGAUGCCGGUGUGUUCUCGGAUGGCAAACUGAAGGGUGGCUGCCCGAACGCCGCCAUGCGAUUCACGGAUGCCGGAGAGGGCACUUUCGGCGCCAAUGCAGGGUUCAACUUCAGCGUGCAGUUGGUCCUGCUCCAUGGUGGUCACUUGCAGAACCUGGACACUUUCAACCAGAUCUUGGACAUGAAGAAGUACUCGCCGAGCCGGGCGAUUUGGGGCACUCGCCACUUCUUCUGCGCCGUGAUCUCCAAGGAGCUGCUGUUGAAUGGUGCCUAUGAGCUGCCGUACAACAUGCCACCAGGGUUGGCAUCCACACGAGGCCAUCCUGGUCUCACGAUCAGUUUGACGGGGUUGGGAGGUGGCUUGGAGAAUCAGCCACAGACGGUCCAGUAUGAUGGUGAUCUCGCUCUUGCAGAGCUGGACAAAGGUGGACAGGCUUUCUGGCAGUCGCAAGGAUUCGACACG
Symbiodinium sp. CCMP2456 is the source of this 831-nucleotide messenger RNA. Lineage: Eukaryota; Dinophyceae; Suessiales; Symbiodiniaceae. The record is from the annotation of a GenBank genome assembly.